This is a messenger RNA of Octopus bimaculoides (California two-spot octopus), 914 nucleotides long. RefSeq lists its product as uncharacterized. Gene Ontology annotation, biological process: protein folding. NCBI's taxonomy places the organism in Eukaryota, Metazoa, Mollusca, Cephalopoda, Octopoda, Octopodidae. Gene Ontology annotation, molecular function: calcium ion binding; ATP binding; ATP-dependent protein folding chaperone. The record is from RefSeq and is a predicted model, not a curated record.
ACCACCUUGAAGGGGACAGUGAUGGUGAUGGUAUCCCGGAUUACAAGGAAGAUGCUGACGGUGAUGGUAUCCCGGAUUACCUCGAUGAUGAUGACGAUGGUGAUGGUAUCCCAGACCACCUCGAAGGGGACAGUGAUGGUGAUGGGAUCCCAGAUUACAAGGAAGACGCUGAUGGUGAUGGUAUCCCAGAUUAUCUUGACCAUGAUGAUGAUGGUGAUGGUAUCCCUGACCACCUCGAAGGGGACAGUGAUGGUGAUGGUAUCCCAGAUUACAAGGAAGAUGCUGAUGGUGAUGACUACAAAGAAGAUGCUGAUGGUGAUGGUAUCCCAGAUUAUCUUGAUGAUGAUGAUGAUGGUGAUGGUAUCCCUGACCACCUCGAGGGAGACAGCGAUGGUGAUGGUAUCCCUGACUACAAAGAAGAUGCUGAUGGUGAUGGUAUCCCAGAUUAUCUUGAUGAUGAUGAUGAUGGUGAUGGUAUCCCUGACCAUUUAGAAGUAGACAGUGAUGGUGAUGGUAUUCCAGACAAGCUAGAUACAGAGAUUAAUGCUGAUAGUAAGAUUCUGCCAUCGUCACGAAUUAAAGAUACAGAUUCUGAUGGUAUCCCAGACUAUCUCGAUGGUGAUGCAAAUGGAAACAAUAUACCUGAUAAAUUAGAAGUUGACUCAGAUGGUAAUGGAAUAUUAGAUUAUAAAGAAGAUACUGAUGGUGAUGGCAUACCAGAUUAUCUGGACUGUGAUGCGAAUGGUAAUGGUAUACCAGACAAGUUAGAAAAAGACAGAAAUGGCAAUAAAAUAAUGGAUUACAAAAAAGAUACAGAUGGAGAUGGCAUACCAGAUUAUCUCGAUGAUGAUUUUGAUGGUGAUGGUAUACCUGACCACCUAGAGGGAGACAGUGAUGGUGAUGGUAUCCCAGAU